AUGCAGGAAGACUUCAGGUCACCCACCACCUCUGCCUUCAUCAGCCACGUGGAUCACUGCAAGGCUACUGACAACAGCCUGGAGAAGAAGAGCAGGGCCCUCACAGAUGGCAUUGGUUCUGUCUUUUGGGUUCCCUCCCUCCUCCACACUCCUACUGGCCACUGCACUGCCCCUACCAACAGCUCUGCAUGGUUCAACACCUGCUACAAGGCAGCCAUAAGGUCUCUGCUGACAGGUGCACAUCACGAGCUCUCCUCAGAUGUAGUUCAGUGGUGGCUGACCUUGCAGGGUCCUCUGAAUGGUAUCCAGCUCCAGGCCAUAAUUCAGCAGCUCUUCAAUGUCCUCUGGGCCCUGACAGCUGAUGUGUGGGACCCAUCUCACUUCGGGACUUGUGCAGUGGUGGGGAACUCCGGGCAGCUGAAAGAGUCCAUUCAUGGGCUGCUAACUGAUGCUUAUGACUGGGUGCUGACGGGUGACCUGCUGUCCCUGCCUGGUGGGACCAAGACCCUGGGAAAAUGCUCCUUUGUUUUGGGACAGGCCAUCCUGUCCUUUACGAUGAACAGAUCAAAGAUCACUGGCUUUGAGUUGGUUGCUGCCAUGAGAACAACCCAUCUCUUCAUGUGUUGCAUGUGUAUCCAGAAGAGUGCAGUGAACCCAAGGCCUGAUGUUCACCUUAUCCUUAUCCCCUUCAAACCUCUGGACCUGCAGUGGGUGACCAGUGUCUUCUCCACUGGAGAACUCAUGCGGUAUGUCACCACUGGGGGAUGGUGUCUCUUGUGCUGCACAGAGGUCUCCAUGUUUGGCUUCGGAUCAGACAGUGAAGGGAACUGGCACCACUACUGGGAAAAAAACUGCUGGUCUGGAGCCUUUCACAAGAUGAGAACCCAUGACACUGACAUUGAAUUCAGCCUCAUUGAGAGACGGGUACAUGAGGGCAGGAGUGUGUUUUACAAGUGAUGCAUUUUCAAGAAACUGGAGACAGGCUGUUUGGCCAGGAAUGGGCCAAAGGACACUGCCAGCAGCUGUCCUGGCUCUUUAGCUUGCUGCUCCACCCCACCAUCUGGGCUCACAGACCCUCCAAUUCGCAGGGUUUUGGUACUGCUUGUGCUGGUCCUACCAGCUGGGUACUGUGGGUGCCAUUCUCCCAUGGCAGUAGCAAUGCUGUGUUUAGCUGGACAUAGGGUGGGUGCAGUUCUGCCCAAGCUGGUUGGGAGUGACAAAGGGGAGAUGUUAGGGCUGGAAGUGAGCAUGGAGCCUGUGAGCUGCUGUGUGCAGCUCUGCAGGGCUGUGAAGGCAGUGGAGGACAGCAGCUCCUCAGAAGUGUCUGUUCACAUGACAGAGCUAUUUCCACCCACAGAUGGCUUUUGGGGGUGGUUUGUAGUUGUUCUUAAGAAAGGAAGAUGCCCUCCUCACCCUGCCCUGUCUUUUACUAAGACUUUUAUUUUUACAGUCCUUAACUAAGGGAAUAUUUUUUUAAUUGCAUCAAGGAAGAAUAAAAAGGGAAAAAUCAAACAUGGUGAAAGAAGACAACAGAAACAAAUACAUUUGAAAUGAUCUUAUGUUGAAUAAACUUAGGAAACACACGACCCACCACUUCCUUUGCUUUUUGACCCCUUACAACGUUGAAAAGGCAUCCCUGCAGAACAUGACCCCCCUGCAGAACAAGACUGCAGACCCUGGGGACUGAGCUCCCCAAAGGUUUUUGUCCUCCAGAGCAGGGUUAGCAGGAUGUCUUUUAUCACUUUCAAUCACUAACAUCCCUGAUUCAGACUCAGCUUUUAUCAUGGUUCUUAGUCACUUGGGCUUUCAGUCUAUUAAAAUCACCAGAACUCUUGGACUCAUAUCCUCCCUACUGAUAGCAGAAUCCUGUAUUACUUAACUAUUAGUUUCAUUAAUUUUCUGUCUCUCCAGAGAGAAUCUCCAUUUCGGUGUCUUCAAUUUCUUCUCUCCACUAUUUCCAGUUUCCCAUGAUGAGUACAAGUAUUGCACCAUCACCUUCCCUUCAUCUUUCUUUAUGUCCUCAGGUCUGUUCUGGGCAAUAAUCUCCAAUGCUUGUCCAGUUUACAAGCAAUUGGCUUUCCUAUCAAGGACAAGCCAGUCCUACAUAGGGAAGUGAUAACUGUUUCACUGUGGGUUAAACUAUUGCUGCAUUACUUCCUUUCAUCUUCUCUCUCCUACUAUUCCUAUAAAUUUAGUUACAAA
Serinus canaria (Common canary) is the source of this 2202-nucleotide messenger RNA. RefSeq names its product CMP-N-acetylneuraminate-beta-galactosamide-alpha-2,3-sialyltransferase 2-like. Lineage: Eukaryota; Metazoa; Chordata; Aves; Passeriformes; Fringillidae. Gene Ontology annotation, molecular function: beta-galactoside (CMP) alpha-2,3-sialyltransferase activity. The transcript has 6 exons. Bases 1 to 957 code for a protein of 318 amino acids. The record is from RefSeq and is a predicted model, not a curated record.